This is a messenger RNA of Dufourea novaeangliae, 7863 nucleotides long. RefSeq names its product pre-mRNA-processing-splicing factor 8 (gene Prp8). The record is from RefSeq and is a predicted model, not a curated record. Gene Ontology annotation, cellular component: U5 snRNP; catalytic step 2 spliceosome. Gene Ontology annotation, biological process: mRNA splicing, via spliceosome; spliceosomal tri-snRNP complex assembly. The transcript is spliced from 22 exons. Lineage: Eukaryota; Metazoa; Arthropoda; Insecta; Hymenoptera; Halictidae. The coding region runs from base 102 to 7226 and encodes 2374 amino acids. Gene Ontology annotation, molecular function: U6 snRNA binding; U5 snRNA binding; pre-mRNA intronic binding.
GCGCCAUGUCCGGUAAUAUUGUAUUACAUGCCGUCCGUUGAUGCGCGUUGGCUUGGUAAUAAUGUUUAAUUUUGCAUGUAAUUGAGAAUUUUUACAUAAAAAUGUCGAUUCCACCGUACUUGCUGGGUCCAAAUCCAUGGGCCACCAUGAUGGCCCAGCAGCAGGCUCAUGCCCAACUAGCAGCUGCUCAAGCUCAUGCUCAAGCAGCAGCUCAUGCGCAAGCAGCCCAUCAUGCCCACAUGCAAGCAAUAGCAGGGCCUCCAUUACCACAAAUGCCUAAACAGCCCGAAGUUUUGUCCGAGGACAAACUUCAAGAAAAAGCUCAAAAGUGGCAACAACUUCAGUCAAAAAGGUUCGCUGAAAAAAGAAAGUUUGGCUUUGUGGAUGCUCAAAAAGAAGAUAUGCCACCAGAACAUAUAAGAAAAAUUAUUAGAGACCAUGGGGAUAUGAGUAGUCGCAAAUACAGACACGACAAACGUGUUUAUUUAGGAGCAUUGAAAUACAUGCCUCAUGCGGUAAUGAAAUUGUUGGAAAACAUGCCAAUGCCUUGGGAACAAAUUCGAGAUGUAAAAGUGUUGUAUCAUAUUACGGGUGCGAUUACGUUUGUGAAUGAAAUUCCGUGGGUUAUAGAACCUGUAUAUAUUGCUCAAUGGGGAACAAUGUGGAUUAUGAUGCGGAGAGAAAAAAGGGAUCGCAGACAUUUCAAAAGAAUGCGAUUUCCGCCGUUCGACGAUGAAGAACCUCCGUUAGAUUACGCGGACAAUGUUUUAGACGUUGAACCAUUGGAAGCUAUACAGAUCGAACUUGAUUCGGAGGAAGAUGAAUCUGUGGCAUCUUGGUUUUAUGAACAUAAACCAUUGGUUGGUACGAAACACGUAAAUGGAUCGACUUAUCGACGAUGGAAUUUGACGUUACCACAGAUGGCGACAUUGUAUCGUUUGGCUAAUCAAUUGUUGACGGAUUUAGUGGACCAAAAUUUCUUUUAUCUCUUCGAUCCAAAAUCAUUCUUCACCGCUAAAGCUUUAAAUAUGGCCAUACCCGGUGGUCCGAAGUUCGAACCACUGGUGAAGGAUUCAAAUGCAGCCGAUGAAGACUGGAACGAGUUCAACGACAUAAAUAAGAUUAUAAUUCGGCAACCUAUAAGAACAGAAUAUCGCAUCGCGUUUCCUUAUUUGUACAAUAAUAUGCCGCAUUUUGUACACUUAUCGUGGUAUCAUGCACCAAACGUAGUUUAUAUAAAAACAGAAGAUCCUGAUUUACCUGCGUUUUAUUUUGAUCCAUUGAUCAAUCCUAUUUCGCACAGGAACUCGUUGAAGACUGUCGAACCACAAAUUGAGGACGAUGAAGACUUUGUGCUGCCAGAAGAAGUACAGCCGUUCCUUCAAGAAACGCCUCUCUAUACCGAUAACACGGCGAACGGUAUAGCUUUGCUAUGGGCGCCAAGGCCGUUUAACACUCGUUCCGGUAGAACGAGAAGAGCCAUUGACAUUCCUUUGGUGAAAUCUUGGUACAGAGAACACUGUCCACCGGGACAACCUGUUAAAGUUCGGGUCAGCUAUCAGAAACUGCUAAAAUACUUUGUUUUGAACGCCUUAAAGCACAGACCCCCGAAGCCACAGAAGAAACGUUAUUUGUUCCGGUCAUUUAAAUCGACAAAAUUCUUUCAAACCACCACGAUAGAUUGGGUCGAAGCUGGUCUACAAGUAUGUCGACAGGGAUACAAUAUGUUGAAUUUACUUAUUCACAGAAAGAAUUUGAAUUACCUUCACUUGGAUUACAAUUUCAAUUUGAAACCUGUUAAAACUCUGACCACUAAGGAAAGAAAGAAAUCUAGGUUUGGAAACGCAUUUCACUUGUGUCGUGAAAUUCUCCGUUUAACAAAAUUGAUCAUCGAUUCUCACGUACAGUAUCGUUUGAAUAACGUUGAUGCGUUUCAACUUGCGGACGGAUUACAGUACAUUUUUGCGCACGUUGGUCAGUUGACUGGAAUGUACAGAUAUAAGUACAAAUUGAUGAGGCAAAUUAGAAUGUGCAAAGACUUGAAGCAUUUGAUUUAUUAUCGUUUCAACACGGGUCCCGUUGGAAAAGGUCCUGGUUGUGGCUUCUGGGCACCGGGUUGGAGAGUAUGGCUCUUCUUUAUGAGAGGAAUAACUCCGUUGCUGGAAAGAUGGUUGGGGAACUUGUUGUCCAGGCAAUUUGAAGGACGGCAUUCGAAGGGCGUCGCGAAAACUGUAACGAAGCAACGUGUAGAGUCGCAUUUCGAUCUUGAAUUACGAGCGUCAGUUAUGCACGAUAUCGUGGACAUGAUGCCGGAGGGAAUCAAACAGAAUAAAGCACGAACAAUCCUUCAGCAUCUCAGUGAAGCCUGGAGAUGUUGGAAAGCCAAUAUUCCUUGGAAGGUCCCUGGGUUACCGAUUCCCAUUGAGAAUAUGAUUCUCCGUUACGUGAAAAUGAAGGCUGACUGGUGGACCAAUACAGCGCAUUACAAUCGAGAACGUAUCAGACGUGGAGCGACCGUGGAUAAAACCGUCUGUAAAAAGAAUCUCGGACGUCUGACUCGAUUAUAUCUUAAAGCGGAACAGGAACGCCAGCACAAUUAUUUGAAGGACGGUCCGUACAUCUCCCCGGAAGAGGCAGUAGCCAUAUAUACCACGACCGUGCAUUGGUUAGAAUCCAGACGGUUUGCUCCUAUACCCUUCCCGCCCCUUUCAUAUAAACACGACACCAAACUGUUGAUAUUAGCUCUGGAACGAUUGAAGGAAGCGUACAGCGUCAAGUCGCGAUUGAAUCAAAGUCAACGCGAAGAACUCGGUUUAAUCGAACAAGCGUAUGAUAACCCCCACGAAGCGUUGUCCAGAAUCAAGCGUCACCUUUUGACACAGCGAGCAUUUAAAGAGGUGGGAAUCGAAUUUAUGGAUCUUUACAGUCAUCUGAUUCCCGUGUACGAUGUGGAACCACUUGAGAAAAUUACGGACGCUUACUUGGACCAGUAUCUGUGGUACGAAGCGGACAAGCGAAGGUUAUUCCCACCGUGGGUGAAACCCUCGGAUACGGAACCACCGCCGUUGCUGGUUUAUAAAUGGUGUCAAGGUAUCAAUAAUUUGCAAGACGUCUGGGACGUCAGUGAGGGAGAGUGUAACGUCCUAUUGGAGUCCAAGUUUGAGAAGUUAUACGAGAAAAUUGAUUUGACGUUAUUGAACAGACUUCUCAGGUUGAUUGUCGAUCAUAACAUAGCCGAUUACAUGACCGCAAAGAACAACGUUGUCAUAAAUUACAAGGAUAUGAACCAUACAAACAGUUACGGAAUCAUCAGGGGGUUACAGUUUGCGUCGUUCAUAGCACAGUAUUAUGGUCUUGUGUUGGAUCUGCUUGUUCUCGGGCUGCAAAGAGCCAGCGAAAUGGCUGGUCCGCCUCAGAUGCCGAACGACUUUUUGACUUUCCAAGACGUAGCCUCUGAAACUGCACAUCCUAUCCGAUUAUACUGCAGAUACGUGGAUAGGAUACAUUUGUUUUUGAGGUUCUCCGCUGAUGAAGCAAGAGAUUUAAUUCAAAGAUACUUGACGGAACAUCCAGACCCUAACAACGAGAAUAUUGUUGGCUACAACAAUAAAAAAUGUUGGCCCCGAGACGCGCGAAUGCGACUUAUGAAGCACGACGUGAAUUUGGGUCGUGCAGUAUUUUGGGAUAUUAAGAAUCGUUUGCCCCGUUCCACGACCACGAUUCAAUGGGAGAACAGUUUCGUCAGCGUGUACAGCAAAGAUAAUCCAAAUUUGCUGUUUAAUAUGAGCGGUUUCGAGUGUCGUAUAUUGCCGAAAUGCAGAACCACCCACGAGGAAUUCACCCACCGCGACGGCGUGUGGAAUUUACAAAAUGAAAUCACGAAAGAGAGAACCGCCCAGUGUUUUCUAAGAGUAGACGACGAGAGUUUGCAACGGUUCCACAACAGGGUCCGGCAGAUUCUCAUGGCCUCCGGUUCGACAACGUUCACGAAAAUCGUUAACAAGUGGAACACGGCUUUAAUUGGACUGAUGACGUAUUUCCGGGAAGCGGUGGUGAACACGCAGGAACUGUUGGAUCUGUUGGUCAAGUGUGAGAAUAAAAUUCAGACGCGUAUCAAGAUCGGGCUUAACUCGAAAAUGCCGUCGCGUUUCCCGCCGGUGGUGUUUUACACGCCGAAAGAAUUGGGCGGAUUGGGAAUGCUUUCGAUGGGCCACGUGCUGAUACCUCAGUCCGACUUGAGAUGGUCCAAACAGACCGACGUCGGUAUCACGCAUUUCCGUUCCGGUAUGAGUCACGACGAGGACCAGCUGAUUCCGAAUUUGUAUCGGUACAUUCAGCCCUGGGAAUCGGAAUUCAUCGAUUCGCAACGCGUUUGGGCGGAAUACGCGUUGAAACGGCAGGAGGCUAACGCACAAAAUCGUAGACUCACGUUGGAAGAUCUCGAGGACAGUUGGGAUCGUGGUAUACCCAGGAUAAAUACUCUAUUCCAGAAAGACAGGCACACCCUUGCGUACGACAAGGGUUGGCGGAUACGCACGGAAUUCAAGCAGUAUCAGGUAUUGAAGCAGAAUCCAUUCUGGUGGACUCAUCAACGUCACGACGGCAAACUGUGGAACUUGAACAAUUAUAGAACCGAUAUGAUCCAAGCACUCGGCGGCGUGGAAGGUAUUCUGGAGCAUACACUGUUCAAGGGAACGUAUUUCCCAACUUGGGAAGGUCUUUUCUGGGAGAAAGCGUCCGGUUUCGAGGAGUCGAUGAAAUACAAGAAAUUAACGAACGCCCAGAGAUCUGGUCUGAAUCAGAUUCCAAAUCGACGAUUCACGCUGUGGUGGUCGCCGACCAUCAACAGAGCAAACGUGUACGUUGGUUUCCAGGUGCAACUGGAUCUGACGGGCAUAUUUAUGCACGGUAAGAUCCCGACUUUGAAGAUUUCAUUAAUUCAGAUUUUCCGUGCUCACUUGUGGCAGAAGGUGCAUGAGUCAAUCGUCAUGGAUCUAUGCCAAGUUUUCGAUCAAGAAUUGGACGCUCUGGAAAUCGAGACUGUUCAGAAGGAAACCAUACAUCCCAGAAAGUCUUACAAAAUGAACUCUUCUUGCGCUGACAUUUUACUGUUCUCCGCAUACAAAUGGAACGUCUCGAGGCCGUCUUUGCUCGCCGAUUCCAAGGAUCUAAUGGAUAACACUACCACGCAGAAAUACUGGAUAGAUGUGCAACUUCGAUGGGGCGAUUACGAUUCUCACGACAUCGAGAGAUACGCUAGAGCAAAGUUUUUGGACUACACCACCGACAAUAUGUCGAUUUAUCCGUCCCCUACGGGAUUACUGAUCGCCAUCGAUUUGGCGUACAAUUUGCACAGUGCUUACGGAAACUGGUUCCCAGGUUGUAAGCCUCUUAUACAGCAAGCAAUGGCGAAGAUCAUGAAAGCAAAUCCGGCGUUGUACGUCUUACGUGAACGUAUCAGAAAAGCGUUGCAACUGUACUCUUCCGAACCCACGGAACCGUACCUGUCGUCGCAGAAUUACGGAGAACUUUUCUCGAAUCAAAUUAUCUGGUUCGUCGACGACACGAACGUUUAUCGCGUUACAAUUCACAAAACGUUUGAGGGCAACUUAACCACCAAGCCCAUAAACGGAGCGAUUUUCAUCUUUAAUCCUCGUACCGGGCAACUGUUCUUAAAAAUCAUUCACACCUCCGUUUGGGCUGGUCAAAAGCGUUUGGGCCAGUUGGCCAAAUGGAAAACCGCCGAGGAGGUAGCCGCGCUGAUUCGAUCUUUGCCGGUGGAAGAGCAACCGAAGCAAAUCAUCGUAACCCGAAAGGGAAUGUUGGAUCCAUUGGAAGUGCAUCUGCUCGACUUUCCUAACAUUGUUAUUAAGGGAUCGGAGCUUCAGUUACCGUUCCAAGCGUGCUUGAAAGUCGAGAAAUUCGGCGAUCUAAUUUUGAAAGCGACCGAACCGCAAAUGGUGUUGUUCAAUUUGUAUGACGAUUGGUUGAAGACCAUCUCAUCCUACACGGCAUUUUCGCGGUUGAUCCUUAUUCUUCGGGCGUUGCACGUGAACACCGAGAGGACAAAGGUUGUAUUGAAGCCUGACAAGACAACUAUAACGGAACCCCAUCAUAUAUGGCCCUCUUUGACGGACGACGAAUGGAUUAAGGUCGAAGUACAGUUGAAAGAUCUUAUACUGGCGGAUUAUGGUAAAAAGAACAACGUGAACGUGGCGUCGUUGACUCAGUCGGAAAUCCGAGAUAUCAUUCUGGGUAUGGAAAUCAGCGCACCGUCCGCUCAACGUCAACAGAUUGCUGAAAUAGAGAAACAGACGAAAGAACAGUCGCAGCUUACAGCGACCACCACGAGGACGGUGAACAAACACGGUGACGAAAUCAUUACCGCGACCACGUCCAAUUACGAAACGCAGACGUUCAGUUCGAAGACCGAAUGGCGAGUUCGAGCAAUCUCUGCCACGAACUUGCAUCUUCGAACAAAUCAUAUAUACGUGUCGUCCGAUGAUAUAAAAGAAACAGGUUACACUUACAUAUUGCCAAAGAAUGUUCUCAAGAAAUUCGUCACGAUAUCAGACUUACGAGCACAGAUCGCAGGAUAUCUGUAUGGUAUCAGUCCACCCGACAAUCCUCAAGUGAAAGAAAUCAGAUGCAUAGUGAUGGCUCCGCAAUGGGGAACACAUCAAACUGUACAUUUGCCCAACACGCUUCCGAAUCACCAAUAUUUGAAGGAAAUGGAACCUCUUGGUUGGAUUCACACUCAACCCAAUGAAUUGCCACAGCUGUCGCCACAGGAUAUAUCCACGCACGCUCGAGUAAUGGCAGAAAAUCCAAUCUGGGAUGGAGAAAAGACGAUCGUGAUUACUUGCAGUUUCACUCCAGGAUCUUGUUCUCUUACAGCGUACAAGUUGACACCUAGUGGCUUCGAAUGGGGAAAACAGAACACCGACAAAGGAAAUAAUCCUAAAGGUUACCUACCGAGUCAUUACGAAAAAGUACAAAUGCUGUUGUCCGAUCGAUUCCUCGGUUUCUUUAUGGUCCCGAGUCAAGGAUCUUGGAACUACAAUUUCAUGGGGGUGAGGCACGAUCCGAACAUGAAGUACGAACUACAAUUGGCGAAUCCAAAAGAAUUUUAUCACGAAAUUCACCGACCCGCUCACUUCUUAAACUUUUCGAGUCUGGAAGAUGGUGAAGGUGUAGGAGCCGACCGAGAAGAUGUAUACGCCUAAAGAGAAACGGCAGGACGAAGGAGGAAAACGUUAAAGCGACGUUACCACUUCCGACGACUGAGUCCAUUUGAAGUUAAACCGUGUACCUAUGGUGUAAUGAACUGCAAUUAAUUGUCGCAAAAACAGUUUUUAAUAAUGAGAUGUUGUCACCCGUAUGUAUAUGUACCCAAGGAUCAUGGCAUUUAAACAUCAUCCAAAUUUACUUGACAAGAAACGAUCGUUACGCAAGAAACUUCCACGCGGAUGAAUCGAGGCUGUUUUGUGUAACGUUUAACCUCUUAUUCGAUCUCAUCCACGCGUUGUUGUAAAGAAAGAAAUGUUUGUACGCGGUGUAAGUAACAAACUUUGUGCACGUGUUGCUUAUCGUUAUCCCGAAUUUCCAGUAGACUCGUACACGUUUGGACUUUAGUUAACAGGUUGAAUAGUAUUAAUUUGGACAUAGAAUAUUUGAUAUUUGUACUAUACUUUAAUAUUGAUUUAGAAUAAAAAAUACAUAAUUUAUACACAGAUGUAACAUAUAAAAGAAAAUGUACAAAAUUUGUUCACGUACAUUUGUGUCGUUACAGACAUGGCGAAUAGCAUGUAUGAUAUUUCAAUGCGCAUUCCAUGACACGCGUCAGUUUUUUAUAACCCUCAG